Messenger RNA from Spodoptera littoralis (African cotton leafworm), 5104 nucleotides. The record is from the annotation of a GenBank genome assembly. Lineage: Eukaryota; Metazoa; Arthropoda; Insecta; Lepidoptera; Noctuidae.
ACCGGAUCGUCCAUAGACCCGGUUUACAGAAUGACUGACGAACAACCUGAAGAUCCUAAUGCUUAUGAACCAAAAGUAAGGUGGGUCAACCCACAACGGCUGGACUUAAUGACGUUUAUCGGCAAGGAUGUGUUCGUGGUGGCCCACGACAUAUACAUUAUUCUAUUCAAUUAUAAGACCAACACCGAGAUGAUCUAUGUGGCGAACAACCAGGAGAAAGGAGAUGGAGUCGACGUAUUGGGUGGUCACCGCUCUUACAUGUUCGCCUUCGCGGAGAAGGUGCGGUACCCUAGGAUAUUUCUCAUCUCGUAUCCAUCACUCACUACCGUUGCAGAAAUAAAAGACAUGGAUGUAAAUAGAUACAAAGGUAUCUGCAUGAUGGAAAGUGACUUGAUUGCCACGUUCACUGGUUUCCCCAACUAUCUGGUGACUGUAUGGUGUUGGCGCACCAAUCAACGUCUGCUCAGUAUACCGACAGGAGUCCGUAGGCGCAAGCAGAUGUUCAUGGCCAGCCGUACGCAUAUGCUGCUAUGCCAAUGCUGGGGCGAAGGCGUGCACGUAUGGGAGGUAGCUCGGUGCUAUAAGAAGUGUUUCAUGUUAAAGAGGAAGAUUGUGGCGGUUUCUGGCUGGGACGCCGCGGACCAACCACUGAUUGCUGGCAUCUGUUGGAGCGUCGAGGGCCAGCUGUACUCCAUCGAUUGUAAAGCUAACUUAUAUGGUCUGUCGUCUGAUGGUGUAGCACUAGUAAAAACUUUAGAAUGGACAGACGACAAAAUUGAAGGGAACCGUCAAACCAAUAUUUGCGCAUUUCUUAACGGUUUACUUUUUUAUGGACCCGACGAUAACUUACGGUUUCUUCGGAAAGAAGUGGAGGGGAAGUCGUGGAAGGUUGAAUGGACGUACGCUCCAAUCGACGUAGUAGUUCGUCUGGUGAGCAAUGCAUUCUGCGACAUGGUGACGAUGUGGACUAGAAGCGGCUUCGUGUUUAAAAUCACCGCAGACGCUGAUGACAAAAUUGAAGUUAACUUGUUCACUGUUAAACAAAGGAACAUUAAGAAGGUUCAGCUGAUUGCACCUGAUUUCAAGCAUUUUGCGAUGAUGAAUGAUAAUGCCGUUAUAAGCAUAUACGAAGUGAAUGAAGAGAAAUUGAUCUUCAUGAAAGCUGUAAAAGCCUUAGAUGUUUCGUUCGAAGCAAGUCCUAUAGAUCCACUACUAGCGAUAUUCGGUGAGGUGAACGGCAAUUACGGCAUAGUUCUUCAGGCCUUCGAACCUGAAACAGGAUUGAAGAAACAGAGCCGCAUGUGCCUGACGCACCAGAUCGUGUCCAGGGUAGCGUUCUCGGAUUGUGGCCGGUUCCUAGUGGCCGCAGCAAUGUCCGCAGGACACAUCUUUAUUUUUAAGGUUAGCACAGACUAUAAGCUGAACUUGAUGCGGUACACUGAGUUCGGACGAGGGCUGGCAGACUGCUUCCUCAUGAAAGUCGGUGCAACCAUGAGAUGCUUCAGUCUCGUACUAUUCUCAGAAAAAUAUAGAAUUGGCGAGCGUAUAAUCUGUGUAAACGCUGAAACAGGCAAAGACAACAAGUUCGCGGGCAAGAUGCAGGGACCGUACUCCAAACUGCUGCCACUCAGCGCCAAGGACACCAUGAUCGCCAUCCCGCAUCUCAGCAGGCAGAUGCAUAUACUCAAACUAAAUGGAGAUUUUCCACAGAAACUGGAAAAAUUUCAAAUAUAUCCAACCAAAACUCUUAAGGUUAAACUAGUCGCGGGCUCGAACUCAAUCAAGGGCGUGGCCAAAAAGCGCGCUGUCUCAUCUAACAUCGUGUGUGACAGAAAUAGUACCAGUGAUGAGCAGUUCUCCGCAACUCCGAAUCGGCAUCGGCCCUAUUGGGCCCCAUCUGUGGUGGUCUGUUGGCUCUUUGAGGCACGCGUGGAAUGCGACGCGCCGGACGCUCGGGUUUGUUUCUGGUCGGACGGGGAGCCACCCAUGCUCGCCGUCCGCAGGCCCGCGCUUACAGUGGCCGGAUAUCGUCCCGCGAUCCCCGACGCCCAGUGUGUCCUUCACGAUGGCUGGGUUGCUGCUGGGAUCCGCACCAAUAACUACCUAAAACUGAUAGUAACUCAUCGGUAUGAAUACGGUGUUAAAAGUGCUGUGGUGGAUGCGAAUGGCGAUUUUUUCUUACAUUUGGCCGUAGGCGGCACUAUGGCUUGCACUUUCCUGCGACGUCGCGACCAUGAGUUGGGCGACAUUACGCAUAACGCGCCCUCUGAUGCCACCUGCAAAACCGAUGACAAAGCCAACACCAUCACUGUUAUACACUAUAAUGAUAAAAAUUACUUAGACAUUCAAGAAGACAAGAAAGUCCGUGAAGAGGCUAUGGACUACAAACGCCAACGCGAAGAGGUGGUCAAGGUGUUCGAGUUACUGCAGAGCAAGCUGGUGGAUCUCCUGGAAGAAAACAUUAAUGAGCGACCAUUGCAUCAGCUAUCAUUGUCGGAGUUCAAUCUACACCAGGAAGCCAAAAAAGAGAGGCUCAAAGCGGCUGAAAAGGAGCGUGAAGAAAUAAGGUUACAGACAGAAGCUCGUAUUAGAGCACAGGACAAAGUGACAGCCUGGAUCAAACAGACGUGUUGGGACACUAUACAAUCACCGAGGAUCAAGAUCUUCGCAAUAUUCAGUCAUUACCACGUGGAGAAUUUUGCAAUGAUGCCAUCACACCGUGAAACUUGGGCAGAAUUGCAGCAAAUUGAAGCGCUCCGCUCAAUCGAGAUGGAGAAUGACUCGGAUUUGUUCCGGCCCUGGCUGGAAGAAAUUAUUGUCGAGCCUCCCACCAGUACAGCAGCAGUAGUACCUGUUGCAACUAGUGUUACUGUAAGCCCACACGCGGAAUCCAUGGGCUCUAUGCGCGAUACACGGCGCAGCUUGGAAAGCGAUGAAGACGAUGUAGCCGUCGACGUGGUGGCGGAACCUUACGUCUUGUCGGGGACCAACGCACAUCGCUUUGUGUCUAUCCCUCGCUUCAUGAUCCCGCAGAUGGAGGCCUACAGCUUCUUACAGAUGAACUGGCUUUAUCAUAUAAUGCAGGCAAGUUCUGAUUUUCUGGAUAAAUGUGGUAUUAACACGCAGAACAUGCGGAUGUGGUUCAACAAGCAGUUUGAAGAGCUCAUGCAGCUGAAGAAAAGAGAAGUGGCCCUCGUCGCUGAGAGAAACGACAGAUUGCGUUUUAUUAUCGAAGAAUUGAAUAAAUUAUCUGACUUGCGAGGCAGCUUCCAUCAUUUGAAAAUCGAAAUCAAUGACCCACAGUGGAGACAAGAAGAACACGUUGAAAAACUUAUCAAAGUAGAGCCUGAGGAGUGUUCUAUCGAGCCGUACAUCAGCCCGAGUCAAAUCGUGAUCGUGCCUCCAGACCCGGGCCCAAAGGACGACUUCCGUGAAAGAGCUCUAAUAGAGAUGAUGGAUGGUGUCUUAGAGAAGUUAUGGCACGAGGAAAUCAAGAAACCUAUACCAAUGCCCCAAUGCAUGGUCUUGGACAAAGAUCCGGAGAACUUUAAUGAAGAAGAUCUAAGGCAGGUAUUUGAUUACGAAGCGAAAGUGAAAUUCCGCAAUGAAGAGCGGGAUAAGUACCGCAAAAUGCUACAUGCUGAAUACGCUAAGCUGUCACAAGUGCUCAACGAAGGAAUUAUCAAGUUCAAUCAGAAGGUUCGAGAUACGUGGCUAACAAAAAUCAAAGUGGAUUCUGUUAUCGGUCAAGAGAAUCUCAAUCUAAUGCGCCUGCGCAGAACGAACCUGGACCGAAUUGAAAUGUCAGAAGUAAUAGAAGAUAUCAGAGACAAAAUAGCAUUAUACGAACGCCAGUUGGAGGAGUUGAAUGCUGAAUUUCAAGCCAUACAGGACCAGAGCCUUGAUUGCCAGGCUGCGUACGAAGCUCUCACGGCUAAGGAUAGACAGAUGGACAAGACUUUUAAAAACCACUUCGGUGAUCUAUCGCCCAUCAUAGUUGAACAGGCAUAUAAGUUUUUUAAGCGGCGUCCGAAGUGGCACCAACGUGUGACGAUGAUACCGGUGGUGCUGUACGAGCUCGCGUGGGCAAUAGCGAGUGGCACCAAGCCUCCCCUGUUGCAUCCUGACUGCUUCGAUUACGUCAAAGGAAUGGAGCAGUUAGACCAGAUCAGCAAUAUGCCAACAGUGAUGGACGAACACAUGUGGACCACUAUGUGCAAGCUGCGUAGAGCCAAAACAGAAAACGAAAUCCGAAUGAGAGCCCUCAUUCAGGAGAUGACGUACGUAGAUAGUACCAUUAGCGCGUGGAACAAGGCGAUCCAGGCUCGACGGACGCACCUUGUGACGUAUCAGAGUAAGGUCGCACAGCAUCGAGAGACAGUGGAGUUGGAAGCCAGGAACAAAACCGUUCAGCUGGUGCUGCCAGCGGGACAAGUGGAAAUCAUAACAACAGGACAUAUGGAUGACUUUGAAGAUGCCACACUUAUUCCCAAAGUGGACAUCGAGACAAUUAACAAUCUCAUACUGAAAGUUGGUGCUAUGAAGUUGCGUAUGAUGCGCAAACAAAUGGAGUUCCGUAAGGGCAUCCUAGCCAAAGAAUGGGAGCACGCACAGAUGAAGAUGAAACUACGACACAUGAAACAAGAGCUUUACUCGUACCAACGACUGAGGAUUCCAAAAGAACUGCAGCUGUACUUAAAAAACAAAGAGCUGGGUUACACGGAUGAGCAAGACUAUAUUAAGAUGGAGAAGGAGAAUGAAGCUUCCAAGUUGGCUGUCAACAAGAUACUCAACGAACAAAUUCAUAGGUCCGCAGAAAUUGAGGUGAAAUUAGCGGGCAUUGAAGCAGCAUCUGAAAAGAUAGAGAAAUUGAUAACGAACCUUAACGUAAAGGUGUCUGAAAAGAAACUUAAUGAAGAUGCACUGGAGCCGAUAAGACGACGACGGGUGUACAAAAAGAGGAUGGAGACCCUAGUAAUGCGCAGCCGCCUGAUCAGAGACGUGCAGGCCAACCACUCCACCAUCGUGAUGCUGCAAACUGAACUGGAACUCCUCCGCCUCAAGACCUACCCCACUCUUGCCAGUUUUCGCACUUACUAACUUA